Molecule: messenger RNA, 1588 nt
Organism: Momordica charantia (bitter melon)
Lineage: Eukaryota; Viridiplantae; Streptophyta; Magnoliopsida; Cucurbitales; Cucurbitaceae
Cellular component (GO): plastid
Source: RefSeq, a predicted model, not a curated record
GGAAAUUUAACAUGGACAGUGGCGAUGAGCUUUCUAAACCCUCCGAUCAUGGAACCCUCGCAACCCCAAAAUCCCGACGAUUACUCUGCUUCUUCGACAAUUAUCACCUUCCAGCGCCCUAUUCCUCUAAUUCGAGGGCCAAUUCGAGCCGGUCCAUCUGAAAAUCCCUCGGCGGGUCCGUACUUGCUUGCAUUUAGGGAUCCCCAAGCUUGGGAAUCUGCGUACAAAAUAUGCGAGUCGAAGAUUAUCGAACAAUGCGAGGCCGGGGCGAGGAUCGGUUGCUCAAUAACUGCAUCAAACAAAUGCAAGCCGCCGUGGUGGGGAUUUUUGAUACAUUCGAGUAAGGGGUUGGAUUUGAAGGAGAGGGAGCACUGCGAAGAGCGAGAAAUGGAGGCUUGUUUGGCUGCCGCGAAGGAGAAGUGUGUUGGUUUUGCAAAGGAGAAGUGUUCUAAGCCGUUCAUGGAAGCUAGAAUUGUGGCAAGGGGGAGAAAGGUAACAGAGAAGGAGGCGAAAAUGUGGGUUUGUUGGGCAUCGGUGGGUAAUAAAGAUUUUGUUAUCCCUUUAGUGGAGAUCGGACGGAAGUUUUCUGGGGUUGGGCAUGGGGAGACGACUUAUAGGGCUGGUGAAUUAUUUUAGACAGCUACUUCUCUGGAACUGGUCUUGGUGAUGGUGGAUCAAGUAAUGGUUGUGCAUCAUAGGAGGAACUUUGAUGGAAACCUUGGCGUAUUGUCGUUUGUGGCUUUAUUGAAGCAUGUGGCAGUAAACGGAUUUUUUUUAAAGGUCUGAUCUGAUGGAACAUGUAUUGUGGACGAACAACUGCUGCAAUGGUUCAGUCGAAGAUGGACAAUAUGGAGGCCGGUUCAUUGCACUCACUUAAUAAUAGGAAAUAUCUGUUCGACGGCCAUACAUGUACCACAAUUUGCGGAACGACUGGAAUGAAGUACAUUGAACCUCUGUUUAUCUUCAUCAAUCGUCAUCAAAAAUAGAAUGGCAUAUAAAACAUUCAAAUCAAAGCAGCUUCCCAAUGUAUAAUUUGAUUCAGACCCUUUGUGGUGGUAGUUGUUAAAUCAAUAAAAGAUCAAGACAGCAGAACAAGAAGUGAGCAGUCUCUUGGGGACCAUGUGCAUGGCUUCUAACAAACUUUUGGAGAAAGAAAGACCCAGCAUCUUAACCCACCAAACCCAAAUCAUGCAUGUGAGUCUCUCUCUCUCUAUCUAUCUAUCUCUCUCUCUCUCUCUCUCUCUCUCUCUCUCUCUCUCUCUCUCUCUCUCUUGCUUUGCUGGUAUCUGUUUUAUAUAUUUCUUGUUGGGUAUUUCCUUAAGUUAUAGUGACAGUGAGAGUGAGAUCUAUACUUAUCUUUAUUGGCAAAGGGGGAUGCUAUUUGCUGGAGACUUAAUAAUGGACUCUUAAGACUUAAUAAUGUCAAAGUGGUCAGUUUGGACUCUUAAUAACGUCAUAUUUUACUCAAUCUUCCAUAAAAGGAACCCAUCUGGUGCAGGUUCAGGUAAUAUUUAUAUGAGUCUCCUGGUUUUCCAUGUACUGAAAAUGAUGGAUGAAAACAAGACUGAUAAAUCAUUUUUAAGAAGAA